CGCAUGUGGGUGCAGGGUUGCAGGAGUCAUUGUUUUGUGUCUUUAGGGGACUGUGUACGUGUGUGAGACUGGGAAUCGAACCCAGGGCCUCUGCACUGACUCUGGGGCUAUCAGCUUAUUUAGUGGGACAGAAACAGAAAGGAGGCAGGCAGAGGAGUUUAUCCAGGCAGUCUCUGUGCCCCCCAACACACACACACACACACACACACGAACUUCCUGUAAAAUUUCUGUUCUGUCUCUAAGUCAAGUGGCUUCUUGUCUUUGCCAUCCCUGAGACACAGCCCCUCCUAGACACUCUUGAGCUUGGUGAGAACGUUGCAGGGUGGCAGACUCACGGACCCCUGAAAAGAGAGGGCCAAGCCUUACUUCCUCCCCAGUCCCAGAUUUCGCCAUCUGCAGCACACUUCCGGUGGGUGGGGGUGUGGACAGGGGCUGGCUGGCCUUCGAGAUCCACAGCAGAGGUCAGGAUGCAGGGAGUGGCAGACUUCAGAGACAAGCGGGAGCAGCGGGGGGACACAGGUGACAGGAGAGAUGCCUGUGACCCCAACUAUGAAAACAUCGCCCUGGCCUUCAGAGACCCGGCCCAGCCCAAGGGCCGAAAGCCAGGACUUGGGAAACAAGCCCCGACCCGGCCCAGGCCUCCCUCGGAAAGUGCCCAGGUGCCCGCCUGGCUGCAGAGGUCCAUCAUGAGCCUGUCCCUGCUCCUCAGCCUGCUCUUCACGUUCUGCAUCAUCCUCUCCGCCCUGGUCCUGGUGAAGAACUUGGAGAUGUCCAGGGAGAUGCGGGGCUUGAAAAGGGAGCUUUCCAACAUCUCGAGUUCCGUGUUGGAGUGCCAGGAAGAGCAAAGGAUAGGCUGGAGCAAGGUCCAGAAGGACAUCCGGGAGGCCACCAAGAGCAUCGGCACAGUCCGGAGCCGGGUUGAAGCCGGGAAGGAGAGACUGGAGAUGGUGACAGGAGAAAUAACACAAAUCCGUACAAACAUACAGAAAAUCCUUGAGGUGCUGGAAAGGAAGACAAAUACACAGCCCCCAUCUAAAUAAGAGCACACCGGAGUCACAGCUCAGAGGAUGAGAUUUGCAGGUGCGAGUGAGAUGGAAAAGAGGUUCCCCGGCCAACUGUGAACCUGCCCCUAAUUCUGUGAAUAGAAAAUAAUGCACCAGAGUGAAUGAGGUUUGUGGAGUUGUGCGUGUGUGUGUGUGUGUGUGUGUGUGUGCACAGGAAAGAGGGUGAGAGUGAGAAUGUCCCUGUGUCCCACGGAAGGUGUUACGGGUGUGAAUGUGUGUUGCGUGCACGUCUACGUCGCUACCUGUGAAUCUGUGUCCCUACUCGUGACACACGUGUGUCAUGACAUGAGAGCACAGGCAUUUCCCGUGGGGGGCUGUGUAAGGACCCCACAAGUGUGUCACUGUGUGUGUGGGUGCCACGCGAUACCUGCCCGUCAGCACAGGGGCACAAGCACACGGCACUGUCACGUGGUACGAACACGUGCGUACACCGCACACCUCGGCAAAGUCUCCCUGUACGUACGGGGUCGCCCUGUCUGCCCCGUCACCCCCUGUACCUGUGAGCCCAGCGACGUCAUGCUGUGUGUUCAGAUCGCACACUCGCACGUGUGCUCUUGUCCCUGCACUCACGUUUUGUGAUUCACACAGAUACAAACCAAGGGGAAACAACGUGGCUCUUGACCUGUUCCGGGAGCAACUGAGGGGGGUCAGGGGGUGGCAGGUGUGAAUGUCCUCGAGAUGGGGCGAAUCACACAUCGAGCGUGGAUAUGACGCGGGAAGUCCCGGGGCAGAAGGGUGGGCAACUCUAAGUGCGAGCGGGCCCAGGGGUAUCUACGGGCGGACUUGUGCUCAACGUCCUCGGUGCGCCCCCGCCCCGAGCGAGGGACCGCGCGCGCCGGGGUAGAGCAAAGCA
Molecule: messenger RNA, 1917 nt
Organism: Fukomys damarensis (Damara mole-rat)
Lineage: Eukaryota; Metazoa; Chordata; Mammalia; Rodentia; Bathyergidae
Gene: Mcemp1
Product: mast cell expressed membrane protein 1
Exons: 7
Coding region: 468-1040 (190 amino acids)
Source: RefSeq, a predicted model, not a curated record